Chlamydomonas reinhardtii is the source of this 2127-nucleotide messenger RNA. RefSeq lists its product as uncharacterized. The record is from RefSeq and is a predicted model, not a curated record. Bases 55 to 1503 code for a protein of 482 amino acids. Lineage: Eukaryota; Viridiplantae; Chlorophyta; Chlorophyceae; Chlamydomonadales; Chlamydomonadaceae. The transcript is spliced from 9 exons.
GUUGUAGGGCCCUUCUCGGACGUGGCACUCGGUCACGGAAUUCCGGUGCAUGCAAUGGGAGGCAAACCCAGAGCAGAGUUCACCUUCAUCGCGGCUUACGCCAUCAUCUCGCACCUGUCACCCUUUGAUGCCGCCACGCACACGGCGCUGUUCCUCAUCUGCCGCCGCGUGCCGUACCUGCUUCUGUUCCCCGUGACGGGCCUGGCAGCGGACCGGCUGAACCGUGGGGCGCUGCUGGUGGCCGUGUGUCUGGCGGAGGGGGCGGUCAGCUUCACUUUGCCGCUGGUGCAGCAGCAGCAGAACAUAUGGCUGCUGUACCCGCUCAUAUUCUGCCAGUACUGCGCCCAGGCCUUCUACGACCCGGCGCGGGCGGCCGCCAUUCCUGGCGUGGUGCCGCGCCACCUCAUCUGCGUGGCAGGCACACUGGACACGUUUGGGUUCAGCCUCAUGGCCCUGGGCGGCGCGGCGCUGGCGGGACACGUCGCUGCACUGUACGGCACAGCCGCCUGCUUCCGUGUCGAGGGCGCGGCGUUCCUGCUAGCCGCGCUGCUGAUGCUGCCGUUGGCGUUGGCGACAGCUCACCGCGGCGCUGCCAGCAGCCGGCGCCCUUGGAGCGGCAUGGGUUCCGUAGCAGCAGCGGCCGCAGCGGCGGCAGCAGCAGCGCCAGAAGUGGAGGCGCCGCCGGAGCUGCAACCACUCCUCGCGACACACAGCAGUCAGGCUGACGACGCGGGGUUGUUGCACAAGCGCGGCGCUCCGUCGCGCGGCGGCCACGGCGCGGGUUCACCGGGGAACCUAGGCGCAGGGGCAGGGGAGGGAGAAGACGUGAGCAUGUGCGGCGCCAGCGGCACUUGUGGCGCCCUGGCCUUCAUAGCGCAGAGGCAGAACUGGGAUGUGGCGAUCCUUAUCUGGAUCAAGGCAACCGGUGCCAUGGUGUGGGGCGCGGCGGAUAUCCUGAACGGAAGGUUUUCCACGGACCGAGCUAUGCAGUCCCUGGGCGGUCCCGACCAGACCCUGGGGUUCAUUCUAGCUGCGGUGGGCGGGGGCUGCGUGGUGGGGCCGCUCAUCGCCAACUCCAUCACGCCGGGCGUGGCGCGCUACUGGCGCGUGUCCGUUGCGUCGGCCUUUGGGCUGCUGGCGGCGGGUUACGCGGUGAUGGCGGCGGCCCCGAGUAUCUUCUGGAUUCUGCCGGCCACGUGCAUUCGCGCUGCAGGCAGCAACACGCUCUAUAUCCACUCCUUCGCCAUCCUGCAGCACCGCCUGCACGAGGGCAUCCGGGGCCGUGUGUUUGCGGUGGAGUUCGUGUUCUUCACCAUCUCUGAAGCCAGCUCCUCACUGGCGGCGGGCUGGGCGCUGGACGGACUGGGGUGGAGCGAGCGGCAGCUGAGCACGGCAAUGGCACUCCUUGCGAGUGGCUUCAUGGGCUGGUGGGCGACGUAUGCGUGGUGGAUGUGGCGAGGAGAGGUCAGCAGAGCUGCUGCCUCUGCAGACGAGCACACAUGAUGACAUGAUGCAUGACGCCAGCGUGAUAGGGUCUGCCCGCGCAAACACGGUCUCCUGGGUCGGGUGUGUCAACACAUCAUUUUGCAGUAUCUGCGGUGAGCUGAACGCGUAGCGAAUAUCUCUUUCGCCUUUUACUAAAGAGAUCCGCGAGUUUUGCUCCUCAAGCCGCUUCUCCCUGUUUUUGAGGGGCUUUUGCCCUUACCCAUUUAAAUGGUGCGUGCGGAAAGCAGCCUGGGUGCCAACCUGCGAAAUCCAUGUGCGGGUGCCAUAUCCAGUUGUGCACUGUUUAAAGGACAAGUGUAGUGAAUGCCUACUUCCUCAGCCAAGGUCGCGGCGGGACAGGGGGCGGGGUUGUGUGCCCGUCGGGUUGCGUGGUGUGGGCGGGUUAUCGGCACCGCGCAGGACUCACUUAGUUUGGAUAUCGGUACUAUUAUAAUGUUGAGGGCAGAGGACGGCGACGUGCGAAUGCAGUAGACAAUUGAUCGGUGCAUGCACGCGCCAGGACGCGCGACAGUCCUGUGUGAUUUGCAUGCCUGCCGCAAUAUGAACUUAACGUGAAGUACUUUGCACGUGACACAGAAUCCUGAGCUGUCAGCCUGCUGCAGGUACUCGACUCAUGAAGCG